Molecule: messenger RNA, 2141 nt
Organism: Nicrophorus vespilloides
Lineage: Eukaryota; Metazoa; Arthropoda; Insecta; Coleoptera; Silphidae
Product: facilitated trehalose transporter Tret1-like
Exons: 4
Coding region: 627-2126 (499 amino acids)
Biological process (GO): transmembrane transport
Cellular component (GO): membrane
Molecular function (GO): transmembrane transporter activity
Source: RefSeq, a predicted model, not a curated record
AAGAUUGACAAAACCAUUAUUACAUUUACUUUUAGCUUUGUAUAUGAUAUCAGCUCAGUAACAAAUGCAAUAAAAAAAAAUUCUCUGCGUUUCGAAAUCUCUUUUUAUCAGACUUCCAGCAACCUGUAUAAAUUACCAUUCUCUGUGUUGUUGUAAGGUCACACAUUCCGAGAAUCUGCAGAACGCACCAUCAUCGUAAUUUAACUUAUGCAGUAAACAUAUAAAAAAAAGUUAAAACAUUGAACACGAAAUCAGUUCAGGAAUAAACAAUUUCCCUGCGUCGAACGUUUCGAAAUCUCCCGUUAUCAGACUUGCACAGUCGUCUUUUUUACUCAAUCCAGAUUUAGUAUUAUUAUGAUUAUUAAUAAAGCACUUGAAAAUUUCAGAUAAUUUUACGAAACUCAGAUUUACAUUAACAAUGUUAACCGAACCAUGCGACUGUGAUAGUCGCAAUCAGGAACGCGAUUUGCAUUCAGUUUCUUAAACACGAAUUCUAAUACUUUUUUUUUUGAAAAUUAGAAAGAAAGGUUUUUUAAAUUUAUGCGCGUUACUUCAACAUGACCGCGCCUUAAUUAAAUAAAUGUAUUAAUCGAAAUAUGCAAUAAUUGGAUUAAUUUGUAACAGAAAUGGAGGUGGAAAAUGUUGUGAUGCAGGAGAGAUCCACGAAGAAACAAAUUUUGUUAGCUUUCAUCGCUUAUUUCACAACGAUUGCGCCUGGAAUGAGCAUAGGUUUCUCGGCUGUAGCGUUGCCAUCUCUUCAAAGUGAUUCGAAUCCAAAUAAAUUGAGUUUGAGCGAAGCUUCUUGGUUUGCAAGCAUUGUUUCGGUCGCAACGCCUGUAGGAUGCUUCAUUUCUGGUCCUAUCUCCGAUCGUUACGGAAGGAAAACCAUUCUUCUACUAAUAAACAUUAUAACGUUCUUGGGAUGGAUUCUGAUCGCGUUCGCUUACGAUAGAACCGACAACCAGUACGUUAUAUUAUUAGCAGGAAGGAUAUUGACAGGUCUUUCUACAGGUCUUUCGAGCAUGCCUGCUACGGUGUACGUCGCCGAAAUUUCAUGUCCUAAAUGGAGAGGUAUCUUAACUACAGCCAGUUCGAUCGCUUUCGCUUCAGCGAUCUUAAUCGUCUACAUCCUAGGUUUCAUAUUCCAGGAAGAAUGGUGUAAAAUUUGCUUGAUCACAGCAGUUCUUCCAUGCGUUUCGAUGUUUCUCUCCGUGCAAUAUUUACCUGAAUCGCCUACGUGGCUUGUGUCCAAGAGUCGCAUAAAAGAGGCCACGGAUAAUCUUAAAAGCAUUUGGGAUUUCGCGGAUUUGACUGAAGGGAUACACGAGGAAAUCGAGAAGAUGGUUAAGAAUCGCGAUGCCACCAAAAUCGGGUUGGCUGGUAGCAAAAGGACGUUAAAAUCGAUAAUUAUGAAGAAGAUUGGUUACUUCAAGCGACCUUCUUGUUACAAACCGUUUUUUAUAGUACUGAUGUAUUUCUUCUUUCAACAAUUCAGCGGUACUUUGGUGAUCGUUUUCUAUGCUUUGGACAUUGUGAAACAAGCUGGAGUUACUGUUCAUCCGUACAUUCUCAUCUGCUGCAUAGCUUUGACUAGGUUCAUAGGCUCAAUACUGGUGACUUGCUUCUCAAGGAACUUUGGUAGACGACCACCCUCGAUACUCUCAGGUAUUGGAAUGACCGUGUGCAUGGCACUGUUAUGCUUUUACCUGAACUACGACUUUUCUGAUAAAUGGAAUUGGAUGCCCGUCUUCUGCUUGAUAGCGUACUUCUUUACAAGCACCUUGGGUUUCAUGUCGAUUCCUUUCGCUAUGUCCGCGGAAUGCUUCCCAACGAAAAUAAGAGGAACAUCGACUGGAUUGAUCACUUGCUUCGCCUACAUUUUCAACUUCAUCAUCGUGAAGAGUUAUCCGUGGAUGAUGGAGGAGUUUAAACCGAUCGGCGUGUUCUUAUUUUAUGGUGUGAUUGCUCUUAUCGGGACGGUAUUCCUUUACAAAUACCUUCCCGAGACGAAAGGGAAAACUUUGGCGGAAAUCGAGGAGUUCUUUGGUGGGAAACCAAAGGCUAGACCUCCGAUUGUCUUGAGAGGAGUGGUGAACGAAAAGGAAGCCGUUAAAAUGUUGCAGUAACGGGAAUUUACUCAA